AUGGUCUCCACGGACGCCAAGGCGUAUCUUGAAAAGAUGCCUGAAUCUUGCCCCGAUAUCGAAUAUCUUGCGGUCGAUGCUUACUUUGGUCAAUAUUCUUCUCCAUUGCUCCGUCUUCAUGAGGAAUACGCCAAAGAACCUGGAAACUAUGUUAGCAUAGUUGUGUCCCCAGCCGCGCCCAGAUCUCGUGGAAGCGUGACCAUCAAGACUUCCAAAGCCAGCGAUCCCCCUGUCAUUGACCCUAACUGGAUGGCGGACCCUAUUGAUGCCGAGAUCGCUGUCGCUGGAUAUAAGAGAAUCAUCUUGGCCGACGAUGUCCAGGAAGCCGAAAUCUAUCCAGGACCCGGUGUAGAGACAGAUGAGCAGAUUCUUGAGCAGAUCCGCAACUCACUGGUUCCAGUAUUUCACGCGUCUACUACGUGCCGCAUGGGCAAGACCGAUGACCCCGAUGCCGUUGUUGACACUAAAGCGAGGGUUAUUGGCGUGAAGGGCUUGAGAGUGAUAGACGCCAGUUCUUUUGCUCUCCUCCCUCCCGGACACCCGAUGAGCACGGUCUAUGCACUGGCCGAGAAGAUCGCUGAUGACAUCAAGAGAGGGGACUAG
Molecule: messenger RNA, 603 nt
Organism: Pestalotiopsis fici W106-1
Lineage: Eukaryota; Fungi; Ascomycota; Sordariomycetes; Amphisphaeriales; Sporocadaceae
Exons: 2
Coding region: 1-603 (200 amino acids)
Biological process (GO): secondary metabolite biosynthetic process
Molecular function (GO): oxidoreductase activity, acting on CH-OH group of donors; flavin adenine dinucleotide binding
Source: RefSeq, a predicted model, not a curated record